This is a messenger RNA of Pelodiscus sinensis (Chinese soft-shelled turtle), 4363 nucleotides long. The record is from RefSeq and is a predicted model, not a curated record. NCBI's taxonomy places the organism in Eukaryota, Metazoa, Chordata, Testudines, Trionychidae.
GCUGCUGUAUCUUCUCUCUGCCUUUCAGAACAGAAAGAUGAAGGUUGUCAAUCUAAAACAGGCCAUUCUCCAGGCCUGGAGAGAACGGUGGAGUGAUUACCAGUGGGCCAUAAACAUGAAGAAAUUCUUCCCUAAAGGAGCCACGUGGGACAUACUUAAUUUGGCAGAAGCUCUUCUGGACCAGGCCAUGAUUGGCCCAUCGCCCAACCCACUGAUCUUGUCCUACCUGAAAUACGCCAUCAGUUCCCAGAUGGUGUCUUACUCCACGGUCCUGACGGCCAUCAGUAAGUUCGAUGACUUCUCCCGAGAUCUCUGUGUCCAGUCCCUGCUGGAGAUCAUGGAUAUGUUUUGUGAUCGGCUCAGCUGCCAUGGCAAAGCGGAGGAGUGCAUUGGCCUGUGCCGGGCCCUGAUGAGCGCCCUCAACUGGAUGCUGCGCUGUGCGGCCUUCUACGUGGAGAAGGUCAAAGAGCUGCUGGACCAGGCGGGGGGGGAGAGCCAGCUGAAGAUGUGCCUGGAGCGGCUGGAGAAGGUGGUGGGCAGCACGAAAAACCGGGCCCUGAUUCACAUCGGCAAGCUGGAGGAGACGUCUUCGUGGAGCGCCGUGGAGCAGUCGCUGCUCAAGCUGGGGGAGAACCUCGGCAACCUCAGCAACCCCCAGCUCCGGAGCCAGGCGGACGAGUGCAUCUCCCUGAUCAAGAGCAUUCCCACCAUGCUCUCAGCCCACUCCGAGCAGCUGAACAAAACUGGCUUCCCCACCGUGCACGCCGUGGUGCUGCUGGAGGGAACCAUGAACCUCACGGGGGAGACCCACCCUCUUGUGGAGCAGCUGAUGAUGGUGAAGCGGAUGCAGCGCAUUCCCUCGCCGCUCUUUGUGCUGGAGAUCUGGAAAGCCUGCUUUGUGGGCCUGAUCGAGUCCCCCGAGGGCACGGAGGAGCUGAAGUGGACGGCUUUCACCUUCCUUAAGAUCCCGCAGGUUCUGGUUAAGCUCAAGAAAUACCCCCAGGGGGAGAAGGAUUUCACCGAGGACGUGAAUUGCUGCUUCCUCCAUCUCACAGCGAGCGUGUGCAGGACACCGCGUGCUCUGAGCGCCUUCUCCCUCCAUUCCAGCUGUGACUGCACCAGCCUGCUCCUGCAGGAGUGUAGCAAACAGGGGCUGCUCUCGGAGGCCAACAUGACCAACCUGGUGGCCAAGCGGACGGCCGACAGGGAGCACGCGCCGCGCCUGAAGUCGGCAGAGAACGCCAACAUCCAGCCCAACCCGGGGCUCAUCCUCAGGGCGGAGCCCACUGUCACCAACAUCCUCAAGACCAUGGAUGCGGAUCACUCCAAAUCCCCCGAGGGGCUGCUGGGUGUCUUGGGCCACAUGCUGUCAGGGAAGAGCCUGGAUCUGCUGCUGGCAGCUGCGGCUGCGACGGGGAAGCUGAAAUCGUUUGCUCGGAAGUUCAUCAAGCUGAAUGAAUUUACCAAGCACAUCAGCGGCGAAGGCUCCAAAGCGGCCUCCGUCAGGGCCCUGCUGUUUGACAUCUCCUUCCUCAUGCUGUGCCACGUCGCCCAGACCUACGGCUCUGAGGUGAUCCUCUCGGAGUCCAGCCCCACUGGCGAGGUGCCGUUCUUCGAGACCUGGAUGCAGACCUGCAUGCCGGAGGAGGGCAAGAUCCUCAACCCGGACCACCCCUGCUUCCGGCCCGACUCGACCAAGGUGGAGUCGCUGGUGGCGCUGCUGAACAGCUCCUCGGAAAUGAAGCUGGUGCAGAUGAAGUGGCACGAGGCGUGUCUGAGCAUCUCGGCGGCCAUCCUGGAGAUCCUCAAUGCUUGGGAGAACGGCGUGCUGACCUUCGAGUCCAUUCAGAAGAUCACGGAUAACAUCAAAGGGAAGGUGUGCAGCAUGGCCGUGUGCGCCAUGGCCUGGCUGGUGGCCCACGUCCGCAUGCUGGGCUUGGACGAGCGAGACAAGUCGCUGCAGAUGAUCCGGCAGCUGGCCACGUCCCUGCAGAGCGAGAACACGCUGCAGUUCUACAAUGAGCGCGUGGUGAUUAUGAGCUCCAUCCUGGAGCACAUGUGCGCCGACGUCCUGCAGCAGACAGCCACGCAGAUCCGCUUCCCCUCCACGGGGACGGACCCCAUCCCCUACUGGAACCUGCUGCCCCCAAAGAAGCCCAUCAAAGAGGUGCUGACGGGCGUGUUCACCAAGGUGCUGGAGAAGGGCUGGGUGGACAGUCGCUCCAUCCACAUCUUCGACACGCUGCUGCACAUGGGGGGCGUCUACUGGUUCUGCAACAACCUAGUCAAGGAGCUGCUGAAGGAAACCCGCAAGGAGCACACGCUGCGGGCGGUGGAGCUGCUCUACUCCAUCUUCUGCCUGGACAUGCAGCAGCUGACGUUAUCCCUGCUGGGCCACAUCCUGCCCAGCCUGCUCACGGAUUCCUCCAAGUGGCACACCCUGAUGGACCCGCCUGGCAAGGCCCUUGCCAAGCUGUCUGUCUGGUGUGCCCUGAGCUCCUACUCCUCCCACAACAAGGGCCAGGCGUCGGCCAGACAGAAGAAGAGGCACCGAGAGGACAUUGAGGAUUACAUCAGCCUGUUCCCGCUGGACGACACCCAGCCCUCCAAGCUCAUGCGCCUGCUGAGCUCCAACGAGGAGGAAGCCAAUGUUCUGUCCAGCCCUACAGAUCGGUCCAUGAGCAGCUCGCUGUCGGCCUCCCAGCUCCACACCGUCAGCAUGAGGGACCCUCUCAACAGAGUCCUUGCCACCCUCUCCCUGCUGAUCUCGUCCAUCCUGGGAGCCAAGACGGCCGGCACGCACACCCAGUUCGUGCAGUGGUUCAUGGAGGAGUGUGUGGACUGCCUGGAGCAGGGCAGCCGGGGGAGCAUCCUGCAGUUCAUGCCCUUCACCAUGGUGUCAGAGCUGGUGAAAGUGUCCACCAUGUCCAGUCCCAAAAUUGUCCUGGCCAUCACGGAUCUCAGCCUGCCCCUGGGUCGCCGGGUGGCUGCCAAAGCCAUUGCCGCUUUGUGAAUGCGAGGCUGGGUGAGGGGAAGCCCGGGGGAGCUCGCCAGUGCUCGCCGUGGACCGUCUCUGGACGCAGGGAUCCUGCCUGUUCUCCGGGCCAGGGCAAUGCGAUUGCAAAGGAGCAGCCUUGGAGCGGCCCAGGAGUCUAGCAGUGUCUCCUUCCCAAGAGCAGCCUGAGCGCCAGCUUCCCCCAGCACCGGGUGCGUUUGGGGUGCUGCUGUCUCCGGCUCCCGCGGGAUUGUGGGUCCCCGAUGCCUGCUGAUGCCUGCUCGGAUCUUUUCUACUGUUCCAGGACAUAGUUUUUUAUUCUCAUAAAGCCCAGCUGAGAGGUUGAUGGUUUUCUUGGGGCCCAGUAGCGGGUCCAUUUCUCCACUUGCUCUUGGGGCUGGGAGCGAGUCCUGGACUCCAGGCAAACGAAACGUCCCGCGUACUGGAACUGGAGCAGAGCCCCACAGCCGCUCGAUGCGCCUGCCUCCGGUGUGGGCAGCGGCUUCCAUGUCGUGGGCCUUCACCUCCUAACCCCACCUGAGAAGCUGCCCUGCAUCACCGUGUAUGCCGCAGAGGUGCUGCCUGCCGCGAGUUACAAACCCCAGGGGGUUCGGAAGCCAUGUUCCUAAAUCUAGAGGGGAGGCGUAACUAUUUUUGCUAGAUAAAAGGGGGAAGGAGGGUCCUUAUGCAGCCUUAUCUGGCAGGAUCAUCUGCAGCAUGGGGAGACGUCGAAGCCAACCGGUUCAGCUGCCUUCGCUCUGCAGACAAAACGUUGCAGCAGCCGAUUCCUGCCUCCGUCCUGUUGGGAUCGGUCCUUUCGUCUGAGGCCGCGUGCAGCUGGGAGGGGCUGUCGGCGGGGAGUGCACGGAUCCCAGUGGGAACGCAGCCCUGAACUGGGGCGUCUUCCUAGAUUUACCCCCUCUCCUCAUGGCUGCGAAGGGAAGUGGCUGGAGCAGUGCUGGAGACAAGGUGCUUCUGCUGCCGGGGGAAGAGGUGGCGUUUAGUGCUUGGGGAAAACCGCAAAUAGUGUGGCGUGGAGCCUUCCCCACAGUGCCCCAUAGCCAGCGCCCCUCAACCCAGCCUGCCCUGAGCAGGUAUCACAGCGGCGUUCUGCUGUCCACGCCCUCCUGGAGGCCUGGGCAGGCGUGCUGCUGCCGUGGGACGCAAGCUGAGUUCACAGCCUCAGGCGAGGUGUCCCCGGAGGGGUGUUCCAGCUUGUAAUUGGCCAUCAGAGGCCGAAAUGCUCGUUCCCUUCCGCUCGCCCUCCUGCCUGCCAGCCCGCGUAUUUCUAACACCCUGUAGGGUGCCUGGUGUGUGCUACUGUUCAAGGAUCCUUCUGCGUUUGGGAAUAAACCUACAAUAAACCCC